Molecule: messenger RNA, 684 nt
Organism: Propithecus coquereli (Coquerel's sifaka)
Lineage: Eukaryota; Metazoa; Chordata; Mammalia; Primates; Indriidae
Gene: CNIH4
Product: cornichon family AMPA receptor auxiliary protein 4
Exons: 5
Coding region: 101-520 (139 amino acids)
Biological process (GO): endoplasmic reticulum to Golgi vesicle-mediated transport
Cellular component (GO): endoplasmic reticulum membrane; COPII-coated ER to Golgi transport vesicle
Source: RefSeq, a predicted model, not a curated record
GCGCCCCAGCGAGCCCGGGCUGGGGCCUGGGCGGGUCGGGGCAUCGGAGCCGGUUUGACGGAAGGAGCGGCGGCGGCGGAGGAGGAGGAGGAGGAGGAGGAUGGAGGCGGUGGUGUUUGUCUUCUCCCUCCUCGAUUGUUGCGCGCUCAUCUUCCUCUCGGUCUACUUCAUAAUUACAUUGUCUGAUUUAGAGUGUGAUUACAUUAAUGCCAGAUCAUGUUGCUCAAAAUUAAACAAGUGGGUAAUUCCAGAAUUGAUUGGCCAUACCAUUGUCACUGUAUUAAUGCUCAUUUCAUUGCACUGGUUCAUCUUCCUUCUCAAUUUACCUGUUGCCACUUGGAAUAUAUAUCGAUACGUUAUGGUGCCAAGUGGUAACAUGGGAGUGUUUGAUCCAACAGAAAUACACAAUAGAGGGCAGCUGAAGUCACACAUGAAAGAAGCCAUGAUCAAGCUUGGUUUCCACCUGCUCUGUUUCUUCAUGUAUCUUUAUAGUAUGAUUUUAGCUUUGAUAAAUGACUGAAGCUGGAGAAGCCGUGGUUGAAGUCAACCUACAGCACAGUCGAGGAGCCAGAGACUACUUAAAUCAUCCUUAGAACCGUGACCAUAGCAGUAUAUAUUUUCCUCUUUGAACAAAAAACUAUUUUUGCUGUAUUUUUACCAUAUAAAGUAUUUAAAAAACAUGAA